GGAAAACACAAUAACUGAACAGUCGUCUCACUGACUUUGGAUUCAGUCAUGAUGCUAACUGGUUUCCUCUUUCUGCUCUUCCUCACAGAUGGGGUGUACUCUGAGCGUCACUGCAGUUAUCAGGAUGUUUUAAAUCACCUGAACCUGACACAAAACAAGGAGUUGUAUUCAAUGACCCGCCCCGUUAAAAACUACAAGCGCCCCACAUUGGUGUACCUUGAAGUUCUGCUAUACGCCAUUCUGGAUGUGGUUGAAAAAGAACAGAAAUUCAUCCCUUAUGUUUGGACUGUCAUGAGGUGGCACAAUGAAUACAUAUCCUGGGAUCCAAAUCAGUUUUGUGGAAUCGAUAAUGUUUCUCUUCCUACUGAAUAUCUGUGGAAGCCGGAUCUCACUAUUGAAGAAAUGACAGAGAAGGACAAAGCCCCUCCGAGUCCUUAUCUCAGCAUCAAUGAUAAAGGCGAUGUUGAAGUCCAGAACGACCAGGUGCUGGUCAGCACCUGCAGGAUGCACAUUUACAACUUCCCCUUUGACAUACAGAGCUGCAACCUCUCCUUCAAGUCUGUCAUACACACUGCAAGAGACAUUCGGCUCCAGCCCAGUGACAACUCUUCGGAGGCCACAGAGUGGUCUCGUGAGGUGAUGCGGACCCAGUACGAAUGGCUGUUCAUCAACAUGACAGUUACCGCCAACAACGCCAGUGAUAUGUUCGGCCAAGACAUUGUUAUUUACACCAUCACCAUGAAGAGGCGGUCUAUCCUCUAUAUUGUCAACUUCUUGGUUCCCGUCCUUUUCUUCUUGUGUCUGGACUUGGCCUCCUUUCUGAUCUCAGACAGCGGGGGUGAGAAGCUCAGCUUCAAGGUCACUGUGCUGCUUGCUGUCACAGUGUUACAACUUAUUCUGAAUGAAAUUCUGCCUGCCACUUCAAACAGAAUUCCUCUCAUAGCGGUCUACUGCAUUGGGAUUUUUGCUCUGAUGCUGCUGAGCCUCCUGGAGACAAUAUUGGUGAUGCAUCUGAUAGAGAAAGACUCCCAAGCAGCCAAAGAAAACGCGGCAGAUAGCGGCCGAAGCCGGAGUGAGGGCUGUGACGAACAGGACAAGGCCAAUUUCCCAAACUCUCACAGAGAGGCGCACGAAUGGACUCAAUGUGCCUGUAUCUAUGAAGGCACUGCUGGUGAAACUCUAUCUGAACUGCAGCCUGUGGCCAAAGAGGGAAAUAGCAGCAAACUGAUAGAAGAGUACCAUGCCUUGGAGAAGCUCUCAGAUGAGCUGAGAGAGAUGGAGAAAACACUGUCACUGCUCCUCAACAACAGGAAGGAAGAGGAGAAGCCCGGCUACUGGACCAGAGUGGCUAAAAAAUCUAUCUGA
Messenger RNA from Anoplopoma fimbria (sablefish), 1365 nucleotides. Its product is annotated as 5-hydroxytryptamine receptor 3A-like. Gene Ontology annotation, molecular function: transmembrane signaling receptor activity; extracellular ligand-gated monoatomic ion channel activity; neurotransmitter receptor activity. NCBI's taxonomy places the organism in Eukaryota, Metazoa, Chordata, Actinopteri, Perciformes, Anoplopomatidae. Gene Ontology annotation, cellular component: synapse; neuron projection; membrane. The record is from RefSeq and is a predicted model, not a curated record. Bases 49 to 1365 code for a protein of 438 amino acids. Gene Ontology annotation, biological process: regulation of membrane potential; monoatomic ion transmembrane transport; signal transduction. The transcript is spliced from 11 exons.